Molecule: messenger RNA, 852 nt
Organism: Pelagomonas calceolata
Lineage: Eukaryota; Pelagophyceae; Pelagomonadales; Pelagomonadaceae
Source: the annotation of a GenBank genome assembly
CCAAAACCACAGCACCUAGCCACGCAAAAACUGUAUCCGAGCUUUGCUUUGUCGCGACGCUGCAGUGAUUCGACGUGCGACAGCGUCGGACGGCGAGCGAGGCGCGGCAGACGCUCUCCAACACUUGCUCUCUCUGCAUCGCCACGCCUCGAGGUGUCGCGUAGCAUACAAAUGAUAAAGCUGGAGACCCGCGACUGGGUAGCGCUCGCGUCGGCCGCCGUCGGCCUCGCGACGUUCCUCGUCUUCCGCGCAAAGCCCGAGCCGAAGCCGAAGGACGCGCCCUGGGCCCGCUCCAAGAAGAAGGGCGAGAACGGGUAUUAUUAUGGUCAUCAAAACUUGACGGGCGGCUAUACGGACGGGCUGCAGGCUUCGGAUUAUGCCAUGAACGGCCCUCGCAAACUCGACUCCGCGACGAAGAAGCCCGUCGCCGUGGAUUCGCAGACAGCAGUUAAUAAACCGCGCGCGCCCAUCGCUUCGGCUCCCGUGAUCCACAGCGAGACGAUAAAGCGCGUGACGCGCUAUGCCUGGUCCGACACGCCAUCAACAGUCAAGGUCUCGAUCGAGGACGCGUGGGACUAUAGUGCUAUUUCGGAGGCCGACGUGUCCGUUGCGAGGCCGGCGGACACGGCGCUCACCAUAUCCGUGAGGUACGAUGGGUGUGUCCACCGCCUCGCGCUCACGAAUUUGCGGUCCCCGCUGGACGACGCCAAGGUGAAAAUACGGAAGAAGCGCCUCGUCGUGACGAUGACGAAGCGGGAGACGCUGCUCGCUUCGGAUAAGGCGUGGCCGGACCUGUUCUGCUCGGCGGCGAGCUUUCCCGCGUCGGACGUGUCCGCGCCGCUGGCGGACUAA